AUGAAUCCAUCUAAAAUACUAGGCUCACUAUGCAAAAUAUGUAAACAGCUGAUAUACAAAAACGAUAAAUCACAUGUAUGUUCAAAAAUUGAACCUCAAUAUUCUUUCCAAAAAAUACUACCCAAAGUCCAAAAUACAACAAAAAAUGUACCAGUGUCUGCAAGUUCCUCAUUUUCAAAUUUAUUGAGGGAAAUUGAAAUUGAAGAACAAAAUGUAUCAAGUGUCUCAGAAUUUAAUAUAACAAAUGAGAACUUAGUAGAAAGUGAAAUUAACGAUGAUGAUGAUGCAGAAGAUUACUCCAAACUGAUUAUUGCUGUGCGGGAGCGUCAUCCUCUGUGGGAUCACAGAAUACCGAUGUCUAAUCGAUAUGAAUCUAUUAAACAAAAGUUAUGGGAUGAGAUAUACGUAGAAUUAAAUGGUGCAUAUUCACUAGAUACUAUUAAAAAAAAAUGGAAAUAUUUGCGAGAGAAAUAUGUUCGCCAAAAAAAAAAACCAGCAAGUGGAGCCGGAGGAAAAAAGAAAAAUUGGUGUCACACAAAUGAAUUACAAUUUUUGGAUGAUGUCAUUAUGAACAAUAAUAAAACAACUAGCAAUAUAAAUUUACCAUCUGAUGAACCGAGAACUAAGGCAUCUAAAAGGUCAAAUAAUGAUUCAAUUGAAGAAUCCAUCUUAAAUGAACUACGUCAAUCAAGACCAAUACUACCACUAUCAACUGAAAGUAAAGCAGACGAAGACCAACAUUUUGGUAACUAUUUAGUAUCGCUUAUAAAAAACAUACCUAAAAAAAAGAAAAUGGCAUUGCAAGCAGAAAUAAUAAACAGAGUCAUUUCCAUUAUGGCAGAAGACUAA
Macrosiphum euphorbiae (potato aphid) is the source of this 849-nucleotide messenger RNA. The record is from the annotation of a GenBank genome assembly. NCBI's taxonomy places the organism in Eukaryota, Metazoa, Arthropoda, Insecta, Hemiptera, Aphididae.